GCAGUGGUGCCCAGUUGCUCAGUCUCUCAGUUUCAGCUCGAAUAGGCUGUCGUAUUCUAGCUUCAUGUUUUGUCUCCUUUUAUUAUACACCUUUGGGUAAUCGUAGGAAUAAUUGUUUUUCUUUGCAUAGAUUAGAAUACAUUUUUGGCACCUUUCCCCCCUCCAGCGGCCAUUAGGUAGGUUAUAUACUUCUUUAUUUGGUGGCUCUUUUGCACAGCAGUGAUAGUAACACUCUUUUAUCCUCCCUAUAUUGUUAUUCGUUAUUCUCUCUUCUUCAUUUAUCCUCUGCCAUCCUUCUCCGCUUCUCGUCAUCUUGCUCACUUUUUUCCCCUCGCACGCACAUACGCAGAGAGAGAGAGAGAGAGAGAGAGAGAGAGAGCAGCACGCAGUUGGUGGACUCAUUGCGGAGGACAGAACACGAGAGAGCAUCUUCUCCGUGACACGGAAUUUAACAGCAUUUUCUAGCUUCACGAAGGUGCACGUGCGCGUGUGUGAGAGAGUGUGGGUGUGUGUUUUUUUUGGAAAUCGGAGUUUCUUUUUUGUACACAAAGCCUAAUUUCGUGCUCCAGAUGAAAGCACGAGCUGUGAGGAAAUGAUGUUCAAAAGCGCUCUCCAAGCGGGUUCCGUCCCAUGCGUGCAGCGGAAUACCAAGCAAUAACGCAUUCUGUGAAAUUGAUGAAGAGGAAAAGAAAAAACCCACCACAUACGUUUAGACGAUUAUACAUCUUGAUUUAAGAGGAAAAACUAUUCCAUUCACAAGCAAUUGGAUGAGAGUCAUAUUUGCCCUUGGCAACUGAAGAUGACGUUACUAUGGAAAUGGCUAGUGCUGCUAUCAAUCACUGGCUGCCUUGCAGCUUAUGCAGAAGACGCAUUGUUUCAUGGUCCGAGGUGGAGAACAGAGCCCAGUGACCUGAUUCUCCCAAUCCACUCCCCAAAGCAGGAGGCUGUGCUUACAUGCGAGGCUUCGGGCAUCCCUCUUCCACAGUACAGAUGGUCUCUGAACGGGACGCUCAUUGAUCUCGACGGUGACGAGAGGCGUCAUGUGUCUGGAGGAAACCUGAUUAUCAACACUCUGGACCGAGACCAAGAUGCAGGCGUGUACCAGUGCUCUGCCUCCAAUGCCCGAGGAAUCAUCCUGAGUCACAGAGCCACUGUGCAGUUUGCUUAUCUAGAGAACUUCAAAACGCAGCCAAGAAGUGCUGUGAAUGUGAGGGAAGGCCAAGGUGUCGUUCUGUUAUGUGGAACCCCGAUGCAUUCUGGAGAACUUACUUUCGCUUGGGUCUUCAACGAGUACCCAAAUUUUGUCCAGCAAGAUGGCCGGCUCUUCGUGUCACAGGAGACUGGAAACCUGUAUAUCGCAAAAGUGGAACCGUCAGAUGUGGGCAACUACACGUGUGUCGUCAACAACAGCAUCACCAAGGAGAAAGUACUCAGUUCACCCACUCCUCUGGUGCUGAGAAACGACGGUGCAAUGGGAGAAUACGAGCCCAAAAUAGAAGUUCAUUUCCCAGACACUGUGCCUGCUGCGAAAGGAUCGUCUGUGAGACUCGAAUGCUUCGCCCUGGGGAACCCAGUACCUAAAAUCAGCUGGAGACGAACCAAUGACGUGCCAUUCCCAAGUAAAGUCAAACUGAGUAACUCCAACGCUGUGCUGGAGAUUCCCCGAUUCCAGCAGGAGGACACAGGAACGUACGAGUGCAUUGCAGAGAACAGUCGAGGAAAGAACGCAGUAAAAGGCCGUCUCUCUUUUCAUGCCAAACCACACUGGCUGCAGACCAUGACGGCCACAGCCUUGUCCAUUGAGGAGAACUUAUUUUGGGAAUGCAAAGCCAAUGGGAAGCCCAAACCUUCAUACAGUUGGCUGAAGAACGGAGAAACGCUUAUGUCUGAGGGCCGAGUGCUGAUGGAGAACGGCGCUCUCACCAUCUCCUCGCUGACCCUGUCUGAUGGAGGGAUGUAUCAAUGUGUUGCGGAGAACAAACAUGGCAUCAUUUAUACCAGUGCCGAACUGGUAGUACUAGCAUCACCACCCAGUUUUGCAGAGAACCCCCUGAGGAACGUGCUGAAGGUCCGUGCUGGUGGUGAGGUGACUUUGGAUUGCAGACCACAAGCUUCUCCCAAAGCUGUCAGCUUGUGGAAGAGAGGGAAUGAGCUGAUCCAAAAAAAUGAAAGAUUCUCUGUCUUCCCCAACGGAACACUAAAGAUUGCCAAUGUGACUAAGCAAGACGGAGGCAUUUACACGUGCAUUGCCAGAAACCAGUUUGGCAGCUCAAGUACAGCAGGCCGCCUGCUGAUCACGGAGCCGAGCAGGAUCACACAAGGGCCCAGCAGCAUGGAGAUUAUGGUGGGCGAGAGCAUCGUGCUGCCCUGCCAGGUAACCGUGGAUCCGGCGCUGGACGUGAGCUUCUCCUGGGCCUUUAACGGCCAGCUUAUCGACUUCGAGCACGACUCGGAGCACUUUGAGAGAGUCGGCGGAAAGUUUGCCGGGGACCUCAUGAUUCGCAAUAUUCAACUUAACCAUGCGGGGAAGUAUGUCUGCAUUAUUGAUACAGAUGUGGAGAGCUUGUCUGCGGAUGCAGUCCUGAUUGUGGAAGGUCCACCCGGUCCCCCAGACAGAGUGAUGGUGGAGGAGAUUACAGAUUGCACAGCACAGCUCUCCUGGAGCCCUGGCAGAGACAAUGGCAGCCCCAUCACUGGUUAUGUCGUCCAGGCCAGGACACCUUUCACCGUGGGUUGGCAGGCUGUGGACACAGUUCCGGAGGUCAUCAACGGCAACACGCUGACUGCUACAGUGGUGGAUCUGAAUGCCUGGGUAGAGUACGAGUUCAGGGUGUUGGCCAGCAACAGUGUGGGAAUGGGAGAACCAAGCCCUCCCUCUGCCAAAACAAGGACUGAAGAUGCUGUUCCUGAUACAGCUCCCACUGAUGUAGGAGGAGGGGGAGGCACCAAGUCAGAAUUAGUGAUAACAUGGGAGCCAGUCCCAGAGGAGCUACAGAAUGGAGAAGGUUUUGGUUACAUCAUCGCCUUCCGACCGAUGGGCAUGGUCACCUGGACCCGGGCAGUGAUAUCCUCACCCAUCGUGUCGCGCUAUGUUUUCCGUAAUGACACCAUACCACCGUUCUCGCCCUUUGCUGUCAAAGUGGGUGCUUUUAAUAACCGUGGUGAAGGACCCUUCAGCUCCAUCGUCACGGUGUUCUCAGCAGAGGAAGUGCCGAGCAUAGCACCUGAGAGAGUUGUGGCUAGAAGCCUCUCCGCCUCCGACAUCGAAGUCAGCUGGGAAGCGGUACGGUCGAGUCCUGAGAGAGUGCUCGGCUAUGAGGUGGUGUACUGGGAAGACGACACCAAGCCAGAAACUGUAGGUAAAAUGAGAAUCAGCAACAACUCCACUGCGGUCAAUGUUAGCGGUCUUCAGGGCAACACACUGUACUAUUUAGCUGUGAGCGCCUUCAAUACUGCGGGAAGCGGCCCUCAGUCUCUGCCUGUUAAUGCUACCACUAAGAAACCACCUCCAGGGCAGCCACCACAAAACGUGGAGUGGACUCUGAUAGGCUCACAGCUCACACUGCAGUGGGACCCAGUCAUAGCUCUGGAUACCGAGGCUGAGGUCACUGGAUAUGUGAUUAUGUACAGACGCCACCGCAAUAACGACUUGUACACAAUCACCACCAACAAAACCACAGUGGAGCUGACACUUUCUCCCAAUGAUAACUACGUGGUUCAGAUCAAGAGCCUGAGUGAGGGUGGCCUCGGAGAAGGAAGUGAACCCAUCCAUAUUCACCAACUUAGUAUGGGAGCCCAAGGAUCUGGAACAGGAAGACUAGACAGCCUCAUGCUUUCUCGUCUCCUCAUAACUACACUAGUGGCCCUUAACACCUCCUGAAGGUUUUUCUCUUGUGAGCAGCAUCUCCACCUGACACCAAUCUCUUUCACUCUCUCUUUCUGCCUUGCUCUUACUCUCUCUCUCUCUUUCUCUCUCUCUCUCUCUCUCUCUCACACACACACACACACACACACUCACACACACACUUCAUGCUCUUAACCCGUCCCUUGUUAUUGCCACCCAUCUCUGUCUGGCUUAAUAGGAUUGCCCCAUAUAUGUGUGUCACUGACACUGCAGGAUAUUGGAAUGUCAAACAAAUAAUGAAAGGAUUUGUCAAGAUGGAAACAUGUCAGAAUAACAUAGAAAAGUGAUCACCGCUGCUAGAACGACGACAUAAUUGUUAUGCAUGAUCAUACAGGAGCUGACCAAUUUGAGUUAGAUGGCACAAAAAUACUUUCCAUUCUCUCUCUCUCUCUCUCUCUCUCUCUCUCUCUCUGUUCUGUUGCUUUUUUUAUGUUAACCUCCUCCACAUUUGGGUUCUUGAAAGCAAUCAAUGCCUUAAGGCCAUUUACAUACCAAAGUGAAGAACAAAACAGAUCAGAGAGUGUUGUUUCAGCCUCUAAUCGAAUACACAUAGUUUUCAGGCAUUAGGGUCAUCUGUGGUUAGAUUCUGCUAUGAAUAAUUCGAUUGUUCUCUCUUUAAUGUCAUUACUUCCCUCUGUGAGACUUUUUAUUUCUUUUGAAAAUGUAAAUGUAACUGGCUACAUUCUGAGAUUUUGUUCAAAGCAGAAAUGACUUUUUCUUCUUUAAUUUAUUUUUUUUCCAUAUCAAUACACUGGCACAAAUGUGGUCACAGUCUUUGUGUAAAACCUUUCAGCAGGCUGUUCUGUGUUAAUCUGCAGCCAGAACCACAGUGGUAACUGAGUGAUGCUAUCAAACGAGAAAACAGACGACAGAAGUCACCUUAAACCUUAGAUGUGUUUUGCAUUCUCUUUCUACUUGCGUUACUGCUUGUAUGAAGGAGCCACUGUUCUUUGGAAACGGAAACCUAGGUUAGAAAGCAGCCCUAUUAUCAUUUAAAGAUCCUUCUUUUUUAUCCAACAUCCUCCACAUUCCCAUUACUCCAUUGUGGAAUGUUAUUAGCUCUCUAAGAGAUCUGUCGGUUCCCGAGCAAGAGAAACUGCUCCUCUGGCCCUUUGAUGGGAUAUAGCAUUUUGUUCUUUUCCUCACGCUUGUUAAAUAAUGGAUGGCUCAUGCAUUAGGCAUUCUGCAGAGUUAAGGCCAGAAUAUGCGAUAUACUCGUUAAGUGGCAAUGUAGGCUUCACAAGCAAUUUCCUCUCCAGCUUUCUAUGUGCUACCAGUCCUGCUAUAUCCACUAUCAACCAACCUGGGAGUCAGAAAGUGGGUUAAUGAAAUUGGCAACCUAUUGUUUCAGUUCUGUACGAGAGCAUCGGAUAAACCCAGUGCCUUGAUGAAUGGCAACCUAUUAAGUCUCCUGCAGGAAGGGACAGUUCUUCAUUAGUUAUAUAUUUGGUAAAUAAGCUUUAAGCAAAAGAUUAGGUUUGUGACAAGACUUGGUGUGAAUCAGAUUUGAUGUUAAACAUUUUAUAGCUCGGAAGGCAUUUUUGAUGGAUGUCACCAAGGUAAAAGCCAAAUUGCAAAGAAAGCCUACGUGGAGAUUUGACUCAUAUUCUGAGGUCAUCUGAGGGUGAAAGCACACGUCCACGCCCAAAAGAUUAUUCCAGUUCCAUAAUCAUGGUACUUUGUGGCUAAUGCGGUUAUAUAGAGAUGAAUGGUGUGCCAGAAUAGGAAAUGAUUAGUGCAGAAAUCUGUGCGUAUAAUGGGUGUUUUUUUUUCUUCCCCAUCAGUCCUAAUGAUAGUUCUUGAGAUGUAAUGAUAGUCCUAAGGAUGCUGUUACUAAAACAGUGUUAAUGUUGAGUCGUUCAUUAAUAAUGUCAUAAUAUAGGUCAGCACAGUGGUGUAGCAGAUACACUGCAAAAAAAAGAAGAAGAAAUCUUAGCAAGUGCCAAUAUAUUGAAUAUGUUCAAAUGUAUCUAAUAGUUCUUAAUAUAAGAUUAAUCGAAAUCAAAUUCUAAAUGCAUUAGCAUGUUUUACAUGCUGUUUCUCAUUUCAAGCGUUACAUUUCCUUAUUCUAUUCUAGCAGAUCACUAUGUUGUUUUUUUUUUAAAUAUUUAAAAUUAGAAAAAAAAUAUUUAUUUGCCAAUAGUACAAGCUGAUGUCAAGAUGUCAAAAAAUGAUUUUAUUAAUCUUUUAUUCGGUUUUUAUCAUUUUACAUUAGGAAAUGUUAGACACAUUUGACUAUAUUCAAGAUAUUUUCACUUGUUAAGAUUUCACUUGCUAAGACAGGUUGGUGUCCCAGUCCAGAGUGCACCUAGUGUUCCUGCGAGAAGUUGCUGUAAACGCACAAACAAAUGAGCUAGCAGGCACACAAACUAACAAAAACAUGUCAAGUUAGCCAAGUUAGCAAGUGGGAGGAGUUUGAGGAGAUGUAUGCUGUGAGCUUUUGUUGGUGUACAAAAAUGCCCAAACUGCCCAAACCUUUCUUGUGACCAAGAUCAGUUGUUUUUCAGCACAGACAUCAUGAUCCUGUGUGUUUAUCCCCUUUAAACUUAAAGAUAAUACAUAGAAGUAACUGAAUAAAAUGGAAUAAUAUCCUGGUUAACCAUAGGCCCAUAGGCAAUAUUAAAUUUACUCUAUUUCUAUCUAUCGGUUCCUAUUCUAAUACGAGAAUUUCAUCAUCGCCAUCAUCAUAUUCAGGACAAGCUUCAGCUUUAUCAUACAUCCUAACUUUAUUAUAGCAUAGCACACUAUCUGUGUAACAUUUAUUCUUUGAAAUAUCUCACUAGUUUCGAGAAAUGGAAUAUAGAGGUAGUGACAAUCACUGAUGUCCAUGAUAAAAAAAGACCAUCGUGCUGAAUAAUCAGUAAGUGUCUAGACGGCAGCUGAUGAGCUGGAAAACACUCCCAUCAGUCGUAUUCAUUUGGUUUGAGAGGCAUAUCAUGUCGGCUCUUUUUCCUGGUGACCUUUUGAUUAGAAAGGUGAGGGAUCAGCUGACCAGCUGUAAGAACCGUGCCUUGGCCAGACGGUUUUGUGCCUGCUUCAUCGCACCGGCGUAUGCUCUUUCUCAAAGUCCUGAGUAAGCACAACAAAGUGAACCAAGGUGACGAGGAACCUUGGCACUACUCGGCAAGAGCAGGCGUGGCACGUGGCCGUAGUGGUCCGUUCGAAAAACAAAUCCAAUCUGGAGAGCCUAUCUGCUCCCUUUCAUGAAGGUCCAGGCCUCGGUGAUUAGGCUACACCGGGCCACUCAAUGAGAUAUUGAUUUUUCUGCUCUGCUACUGAGGCUGUCACAAUGCAGACUAUUUGAUUGACUGAUGCCAGCUUUCCUGCCUCCUCUCUCGCACUGAGGUUUUGCAGUGUCCUUGCAUAUCCUCCCAAGGCUUAGAUAAAGUAACCCGGAAACUGAAACAAAAGGAGGCCCUUGAAAAUAGUUUUGUUUCUUGAUUUCUUAUUUUAUUUAUUUAUCUUUCUUUCACGUCUUUAUUUCCAAUAGGAAAUCAUUUUACCGUGAUUUUAUGAAUAAUACUCUUGUAUCCUUGUUUUUUUUUACUAAUAUGUGCUGAUGAAUCGAAAACCUUUUUUUUUUUUCUUUUUUUUUUCUUGGUGUAGUUACUAUCUAGGAUUUUGUGUAAAUGAACAUACUUUUAAUACAGUAUCUGCGUCUAGACAUAUCAAUUCACAAAGAAUCGUUGCUGUGAUUUUUUUUUUUAGACUCAUUUUAGGAUUGUGCAGUCUGUUUCUAAAAUAGUGUACAUUUAUAUGGAAUAAUUUUAUGGCCCUGAGUAAAUCUACAAAUUUGUCUGUUCUAUUUAAAAAGUAGAAACCUUUUCAGUAUCAGUAUUCUUUAAAACACUAAUACAGUACAUUUAUGAAUAAUCUUGACCAGUAUUUUUUUUCUCCCCACAAUGUAAAUAGUAACAGUAUAUUUUUAAAUUUGGUCAGUAAAGAUAAUCUAGUAAUAAUUUUUUUUUUUACACAACAGUUGGCCAUGAAAUUUAAUACUGAUGUAUUGAUUCAUAAUCUCUGUGAGAUGACUUGCCUAUAAUAUUAAUAUUUUCACAUUGAAAAGUAACUGUUUUUGCCUUGUAUACCUAAACUGUGCAUGUGGGAAAAUUGUUUGGUGCAUAUGUAUUGAAUUUUAUAAACCUGUAACUUAAUAAAAAUAUUCAAAGACAAA
Messenger RNA from Hemibagrus wyckioides, 8078 nucleotides. It is a transcript of the gene cntn3b, whose product is annotated as contactin 3b. Gene Ontology annotation, molecular function: cell-cell adhesion mediator activity. Bases 800 to 3880 code for a protein of 1026 amino acids. NCBI's taxonomy places the organism in Eukaryota, Metazoa, Chordata, Actinopteri, Siluriformes, Bagridae. Gene Ontology annotation, biological process: cell-cell adhesion; brain development. The transcript is spliced from 23 exons. The record is from RefSeq and is a predicted model, not a curated record.